CUGCUAUUAGCUACCCUUGAUGUGAAUAAAUAAUCCGGAAGGUGUGCAAAGGUAUGCACACAAGUUGUGUGCUUGUAGAGCAACAAAGCAACGAGUGGUCACUACCAUAGAGGCACACAUCAUCAACACACCUGCAUAUACUACAAAGAGAGUAGACGGGACUAAAUGGACACUUAAUUUUCGCCCGCUAAUUUUCGAGCUUUAUAAGUACGCGUGUGAAUACUCUCGGUCGGUAGUGACGUUUAUCUCUACAUCGAUACGCCCGCAACCGUAUGCUGUGACCUGUGCGUCAUACGCAUGUCAAACACUGUGCUUGGAAAUUAAAGCCAAUACGAAUAAAAAUAUAAACUCUGGAACUGUGAAAAGAGACUGCUGGAAUUUUAAAAACUGAAAGCACUCAGCGUCACGUGAUCCCAUCCAUCUACUGCUCAUCAAAACCGGAUCGAAUCCAAUGUACUGGCUUAUUGCUGCCGCCAUACUCUUGUUGGGGGACCGGUCGUUAUUGGAGGUCCAGGCUAGUUGCAAAACAGGUUCAGGAAUGGCCAUGUGUUGUCGUGGAAGACAACCAUCCUGUUGUAGUUACACAUAUGACAAUGGGGGAAAUUACAGCAGCCGGUAUCAGUACUGUCGCUACUCGCCUGGGACUGUGUUCUCCCUGAGAUCGGAUUUGCGCACAUGCUUUUGCGAUGAACACUGCACUCUGACCAACGACUGUUGCCCCGACUACCGGGAAUUGUGUCAUAAACCGGCGAUCGACUGCACCGUUAGCAAUUGGGGACCAUGGAGCGAGUGCAACCACCAGUGUGGCGCUGGAGUUCGUAUUCGACGAAGGCGUGUUACCCACCCUGCGGUGAACGGAGGACGUCACUGCCCAGUUCUUGAAGAAACCAUGCCUUGUCAGGGGACGAAAUGCAUAUCACGACGUGUUGGGCGUUCCGGAACUUUGAUGAUUCCAUUCAUGAACCAAGUACGAUCCGAAGUCGCCCACCUCCUUCCGAUGCGCAGCGACGUACUCCGUUUGACCAGACGAUGGGAUAUGCGUUUUGAUGAACGACGUAAACUCUACCUCGGUCGACUCAUCCAACAGAACAAGACGGAAGAACCGGAGCCCGAUCCCUACUGCGCGGUGUACGAAAUCACACACACAAAUCCGGCUUGUCAAAUGCACAAUAUCCUCUGGCACUACAACAGACCGAGUCGAUUGUACGACCAACGACCGAAUGACUACGCUUGGGGUCGACGAAACCAAGGAUGGCCUUCUCGGAACGGCAGAACUCCAGAAGACAUAUACACAUUUAACCGUAAUCCGUAUAUGCCGGCAGCCCACAGACGUGUGCGGAGAUCUACUAGAUCAAGUAGAUUCGGAAACGAUGAUCCAGCGGAAUUUGGAACUUCUGAGGAUUGGAGACAAGCUUGGACAACCCACUCGGCUCUUUUGCAACAAGGACAGCAGAUAUGUGUCACGUGUUACCCAAGUUACAUGCGAGAAGAGCUUGGAUUUCGGUGUUCUGGUACCGGAUUACUUAAUAUUGAGACUCGUUGGAGAGCUCUGAGGACAGCGGAUUGCCAUGGCAAAUUCCGUAUGCUCAGUAUUCCUCAGCGAGCUUGUACCUGUGGCCGUGGGACUGGGUCAUUCAUUUUUGUUUGAUAACAUCGGAUGAAAGGGAAUCAGCAACUUCGAAUCAACCUGGCAGAGCGUGAUUAUUGAUAUUACCAUAAUCAGUAUACGUUUAAAAAAAUCAAAAACAAAAACUGCACAUGGGUUUUUAUCGAAGUUGGAUGUCAUCCAGUUUAUUUUUUCAGUCAUCCCCUCAUUGUUUGCUUCGUGAUGAUUUUCACAGGUUUUCAUUGUUUUAUCAGUAAUUUAUUUCUCUAAAAUGCGAACCCAUCUCUAUGCAAGAAUAAACUAACACCAAUGAAGUUCCUGAAAUUUUCAAUAUCAUGUAUGAAACCACUUUAUCGAUAUCUCCUUUCCUGCCUACUUGUUUUUUCUACCAAAUCGGACAUCUAUGACAUAAGCUAUCAUCACGACUGAUGAUAUUUUCCCUCGGUAUGGAUUCCACUUUAAAUGAAUUUUUCAAACUCAAAAUGAAAUUUGACUUGAAGGCUAUGUGGACACCCGUCGGUCUUCUUGUGUCUGGUGCCUUGUUCCGACGAAGGUUCCUCUGAAAAUUCAAGACGUACUUUCUGCCGAUCCGACUGUAUCAAAAUGCUAUAUCGGCUGUUUUCCAGUCCUGCCCCAUGCCACAAAUGUACACGCUGAAUAUUCAAUGUCCUUUGGGACAUCACCGUUGGCGAAAACGUUCCGCUUCUAUUCAACUUCUGACCACAACUCCCCCUCUCUCACCCCACUAUUUUUCCAUUGUGUGCAUCUGUUGUUCACUUCUUAAGCACAAAAUUCUAGCUGUACUAGUCUAUGAAUAUUCUAUUUGACUAAAACGCAUUUGUCAACGGC
Molecule: messenger RNA, 2455 nt
Organism: Opisthorchis viverrini
Lineage: Eukaryota; Metazoa; Platyhelminthes; Trematoda; Opisthorchiida; Opisthorchiidae
Exons: 4
Coding region: 452-1648 (398 amino acids)
Source: RefSeq, a predicted model, not a curated record